CGCCCGGAUUAAAUCCCAAUGAAAUUGUACUUCAAGCCUCGCCUACUAUUCUCCUACGCCUCAUUGCCCAAACGUGGUCUGCACGUACACCAAAUGAAAAUUAUGGCGCAGUGAUGCUGCUCUCCGAUACCGUAUUCCCAUUUGUACUGCCCCAUGGCCACACUAUGUAAAACGACACAUGCACAGCAUCAUUCCAUAUCGAAAGCCUUCAAUUUGAAGCUAAGAACUAUCAAAAUACUCGAAUUUAUCUACCGCAAGGUAUAAUUCGUUAGAAUGUUCUGUCGAAGUUGCACCGCUUCGAUCCAAGCUGCUUUCGAUAGCUUAAAUCGCGCACGUUCUGGGAACCAAGAUUGUCAAUCUGAAACCAUAUUCCAUGAAUCUCAGCCGUCAGAUCUAUAUGGGGAAGGCUGUUGGAUCUGUCAGCAAAUGCGGACAUUAUCGUUGGAACACGAGAUCGACUACCAAAUUAGCAACUCCACAGAGCACAGGAGUCGCUUGACAGUGGGUUCCGAAUUCCGAAACAAUGUGCAGAAGGUUAGAAAAUCGAGGGUUGAACUAUACAUGUUCAGCCAGGAAAACUACCUCAUCCUUACAAUGAUGGUAACUGAAGACCCCCAGUUGGAACUUCAUGGCCCCCUUCUAUUGGACUUCAAUCUCUCACAAGCAUCAAACUAUGCAGCAGUUUCAGGAACUGCUUUGAAACCGUAUUUCACGAGCAGAACUACUUCAGCGAUGGCAAAUUCUAGAUUGUGGGGUCAGUGGAUCCAUACCUGUUCAGAGUCUCACAGAAGGUGCCGUGAUUUGGACCAGAGGUUACGACCAUUUUUGCCUGAUAGACUGAUCGAAAUAUUCACUCAAGAUAAUGGAGCCUCUUUCACUUGGAAACUUGUUUUCCGUGCCGACUUUGGCAACGUCAGAUACCUUACUCUCAGCCACUGCUGGGGUUCAUCUACGCACACAAGCCUAACAAGUAGGAAUAUCUCUGCUUAUUCAAAGCUCAGCACUUAUUCUAGACUCCCAAAAUCCUUCCAGCAUGCAUUUCACAUAACCUUCUCGUUGGGGUUUCAAUUUAUUUGGAUCGAUUCGCUAUGUAUUGUUCAAGACGACCUAAAGGAUUGGAAAUCUCAAGCCUCGAUGAUGGGAUCGGUCUAUAAGCAUGCUUCUUGCAAUAUCGCGGCAACGUGGGCAGCAGAUGGAAAUGAUGGCUGCUUUGCAAAAAGAGAAUCCAGGAUACUCCCACUGGAUCUCGGAUACGGCCAAUCGACAGAAUACCAGGUAGAUAUGCCAAAUCUCUACUACGAUGAUCUUAUGGCAGCUCCUUUAAACACACGUGGAUGGGUCACCCAGGAGCGCUUCCUAGCAAGAAAACAGCUCAGUUUUGCCAAAAGCCAGAUAUAUUGGGAAUGCCGAGAACUUGUUGCUUCUGAACAAUAUCCCGCAGGUAUCCCACAGAGUUUGAUGGACUCCUCUGGACCCAACCAAGCGGCUCCACUUACCGGAAAACCAACCUUAGAUGUUACGACUGAUCUGGAACGUCGUGUCGCCUGGGCUGCGCUGGUGGACUUUUACUCGAAUUGCCACUUUUCUAGAGUGUCCGACAAAAUGAUUGCCCUUGCUGGCUUAGCAGAAGAGAUGAGGAAUAUAACGGCGGACAUAUAUCUUGCAGGGCUCUGGAAGAGAGAUCUUCAAAGUCAGUUGUGCUGGUCGACAGAUUUCGAUAUGCGGAGGAGAGAAAAUCGGUCUACAGUACCGACCUACCUGGCGCCUACCUGGUCUUGGGCAAAUGUGGAUGGACCGGUGAUCAGUGAUCACAGGUACAGUCAUACCAACACUCAAUAUGCAUCUUUGGCUGAGGUCUUGGACGCGUCCGUUAGCUCAGAACACAUAUCAGGGCUACACAGCUUUGUUUCAUCGAGAUUGGUUCUGCGAGGGAUUGCAGGGUGGGCUCGGGUUAUGAGGACAGAUAUAUAUUCUGACGAUUUUUAUGACGAUGAAUGGAUAAUUCAAUCGACUGGUUUCGACGACAGUUCUGAAGCUUUAUUAACCGCGGGUAUCCAUGUAGGGAUUCAUUGGGACAAGAAUAUGUCUGGAUCCGAGAUAGAUCCGGGAAGAUGGCCAGUUUUCCUUGAAGAACGAAACUCCAAUUUCCUCUUUAUGUUUGUGUAUAUUAAUAUCGAGAGUUCAGACAUCGUUGGUUUGCUAUUAAGAAGGCUGCCUGAAACAGCAGAUGAGGUUACAUAUGUCAGAAUGGGCAUCUUUUCUGACUGGCUUGAUGGCAGCCUUUCUAGUUCACUUCUUUCACGACUUGGAUUUCCGUCUGGAGAGUCUAUUGUUGAAGAUAUAGAUCUUGAUAAUGCUAGCUUGGCGGGCCUAGUUCACACUAUCAAUGUUAUUUAGUGCGGUAGGAGCGAGUACGGAAACAAGUAUAACGAAACAGCUACGGGUUAGUACUGGCAUCAUGUUUUCAGCACAUUUGAAAUACUAGGUCAUUAUCCGCCGUGUAAUGCUACGCGGCGGAUCACUUUACGCAAAUAAGCUAGUUAUCCAUUGAAUCAACUCAAUGCAAGCUGCAAAUGCACAGCUCGCAAUGCGCUGCAGUAUAUCCUUUUCAAAGUAUAGCUUAAUAUAGUAGACUGGC
Messenger RNA from Cucurbitaria berberidis CBS 394.84, 2638 nucleotides. RefSeq names its product HET-domain-containing protein. The transcript has a single exon. Bases 274 to 2397 code for a protein of 707 amino acids. NCBI's taxonomy places the organism in Eukaryota, Fungi, Ascomycota, Dothideomycetes, Pleosporales, Cucurbitariaceae. The record is from RefSeq and is a predicted model, not a curated record.